AUGAAUUAAUAGAAUGACUUGAAUGAAGAUUUGUAUGGAGUCUUAGCUUAAUGUAAUGAUUUUGAUCAAUCAAUCUUUCCUAUCCUUAUUAAUAUAUUCAAAAGUGAGAAAAUUUAAGAUUGUCUAUAAUAUCUUUCAUAAGUUAACAAUUAAUGGCAAAACAAAUAAGAAAUAUUAUAAUCAGAAAAUUUAUUACAGAUCAACAAGGAAUAAGUGCUAAAAUUUGGACAAAAUAGCCUUAAGAAAAUAAUAUAUAUACUCAAUAAAAUAAAAGACCAUAAAUUUAACAAACAGAAUUACUCUAUAGAAGAACAUCAAGAGAUGAGAUAAAACCUGAUUAUUAGUAUAUCAAAUGAUAUGAAUAUCAUCGAGUUAUUAAAAUUUUUCGUUCAUCUUACUGCCAUAGAUGAGAGAUAUAUAUAGUGUGGAUCGAAUUCUCUUCAUAUAUUAGUUUAAGUAAAGGUUGAUUUGAAGACACUAUCUUUUAAAAACAUUAAAAUUCAAAAUACUUCACUUGAAGGAGCAAAUUUUGUCAAAUGUGACUUGAGUGGAUCUUACUUGGAUAAUAUCAUAAUUAGUGGAAUGAAAUUAAAUGGAGCCAAAUUAUAUAAUUGUAUAUGGAAGAAUUUAAGAAUAAACGAGUUACAGAAAUUAAAAGGACAUGAUGGGAAUGUCAAUUAAGUUUGCUUUUCUUCAGAUGGGAAUUCAUUAGCCUCUAGUAGUGAUGAUAAUUUGAUUAGGUUGUGGAAUGUGAAAACAGGAAAUAACAAAUCUGUAUUAAAAGCAAAGAGUUAGGUAAAAUCAAUAUGCUUCUCGCCCAAGAAUACUACAAUAGCUUCUUGUAGUAAUGACUUUGUGUAUGUAUGGAAUCAUAAAACAGGGAAAUCAAUAUCAAAAUUAAUUGGCCAUAAAAAUAAAGUUUAUUCAAUCUGUUUCUCUCCUGAUGGUACUAAAUUAGCAUCUGGUAGUUAAGAUGCCUCUAUCUGUAUAUGGGACGUCAAGACAGGAAAACUAAAAGUCAAAUUAAAUGGCCAUAAAAGUUUCAUUUAUUCAGUCUGUUUUUCGCCUGAUGGUACUUCAUUGGUAUCCGGUAGUUAUGAUAACUCUAUCCGUUUAUGGGAUAUUACGACAGGAUAGUAAUAGGCCAAAUUAGAUGGUCAUACAGGUUAUGUUUAUUCAGUCUGUUACUCUCCUGAUGGCAAAACAUUAGCUUCUGGUAGUUAUGAUAAAUCUAUCCGUUUGUGGAAUGUCUAGACAGGAUUAUAAAAAGCGAAAUUAAAUGUUCAUAAUAGCGUUGUUUCUUCAGUUUGUUUCUCUCCUGAUGGUGCUACAAUCGCAUCAGGUAGUUAUGAUAGUUCAAUCUGUUUGUUGGAUGCUAAGACAAAGUAAUAAAAAGCCAAAUUAAAUGGUCAUACUAAGGGAAUACUAUCAGUCUGUUUCUCUCCUAAUAGUGCAAAACUAGCAUCUGGUAGUUUUGAUGACUCUAUCUGCAUAUGGGAUGCUAAGAUUGGAUAAUAAAAAGCUAAAUUAGACUAUCAUACAAGUUACGUUUAUUCAGUUUGUUUCUCUCCUGAUGGUAUUACCUUAGCAUCUGGAAGUUAAGACUAUUCUGUUCGUUUAUGGAAUGUUAAGACAGGAUAAUUAUAGGUCAAAUUAAAUGGCCAUACUAGCACUGUUUCUUCAGUCUGUUUCUCUCCUGAUGGUACACUAUUAGUAUCUGGUAGUUUUGAUAACUCUAUCCGAUUAUGGGAUGUUAAGACAAGUUAAUAAAAAGCUCAAUUAAAUGGUCAUAAUAAUGGAAUUCUAUCAGUCUGCUUCUCUCUUGAUGGUACUACAUUAGCAUCCGGUAGUUAUGAUAAGUCUAUCUAUUUAUGGGAUGUUAAGACAGGAUAAUAAAUAGUAAAAUUAGAUGGUCACACAAGUAAUAUUUAUUCAGUCUGCUUCUCACCUGAUGGUACUAUAUUAGCAUCUGGGAGUUAAGACUAUUCUAUCCGUUUAUGGGAUGUUAAGACAGGAUCAUAAAAAGUCAAAUUAGAUGGUCAUACCAGUUAUGUUUCAUCAAUCUGUUUUUCCUCAAAUGGUACUACUUUAGCAUCUGGUGGUUGGGAUAACUCUAUAUUGUUAUGGGAUGUUAAGACAAGAUUAUAAAAAACCAAAUUAGAUGGUCAUACUGAUUAUGUUCUAUCAGUCUGUUUCUCUCCUGAUGGUACUAAAUUAGCAUCGGGUAGUUGGGAUUACUCUAUUCGUUUAUGGGACGUUAAAAAAGAAUAAUAAAUAGCCAAAUUAGAUGGUCAUCUACAUAAUGUUUCUUCAGUCUGUUUCUCUCCUGAUGGUACUAUAUUAGCAUCUUGUAGUUGGGAUAGCUCUAUUCGUUUAUGGGACAUUACGGCACAACAAUAAAAUUUACUAUAAGGUUUUCCUUAUGAAGAUCUUUUACCAAAAAUUUAACAAAAAUUAUUUAACAACAAUGUUCAUUCACAUUCUGGUAUUUAUUUUGCACUUUUCUUUAGCUAUUUCAUAUUUUUCAAUUCUACAAAUUUCCUAAAACUAAAUUUUUGAAGCCAAAGGAACCAUAAUCUAUGAAGGAGAGUUUAUAAAUUAUGAAGGUUUUAAUUUAAGAUAGUUAUUCAAAUCUAAAGGCAGUUUGAUUGUUGAAAGAUCAAUAGAAUAGAAUAAAAUUGAUAUUAUCAAAAUAGUAUGA
Messenger RNA from Paramecium octaurelia, 2701 nucleotides. The record is from the annotation of a GenBank genome assembly. Lineage: Eukaryota; Ciliophora; Oligohymenophorea; Peniculida; Parameciidae.